This is a messenger RNA of Hibiscus syriacus, 465 nucleotides long. Its product is annotated as homeobox protein knotted-1-like 1. Bases 1 to 465 code for a protein of 154 amino acids. The transcript is spliced from 3 exons. Gene Ontology annotation, cellular component: nucleus. Lineage: Eukaryota; Viridiplantae; Streptophyta; Magnoliopsida; Malvales; Malvaceae. Gene Ontology annotation, molecular function: DNA binding. The record is from RefSeq and is a predicted model, not a curated record.
AUGGCUUCACUUGAAGAAAUCGGUCGGGAGAACCAUACUAUAAGCGGCUGCAAUGAGAUAGAAGAUGAUCCAGAACGUGAUGAAUUCAUGGAAUCAUAUUGUGAGGUUCUUUAUAGAUGCAAAGAGGAACUCGCUAAGCCGUUCGAUGAAGCUUUCUUGCUUCACUUUGAGAGCAUGGGUUUUGACAAACAAACGUGGUCGAACUCAACCACUCAUCGUGCUCAUGAAAGCAACUCCUUUGGGUCGUCUUCUUUGGUUUCUCACAUGGCUUCACUUCUUGAAGAAAUCGGUCGGGAGAACCAUACUAUAAGCGGCUGCAAUGAGAUAGAAGCUGAUCCAGAACGUGAUGAAUUCAUGGAAUCAUAUUGUGAGGUUCUUUAUAGAUGCAAAGAGGAACUCGCUAAGCCGUUCGAUGAAGCUUUCUUGCUUCACUUUGAGAGCAUGGUAAAGCUUAAAAAAAAUUGA